UCCCACACCGACCGCUCAUUCACAAAUUUCCUUUUCAUCCCGCUCUUCAUCCGCUUCCACUGGGAUUGUGCGGGUUCACUGUCCGUGGUGCUGACCGCCCCGAACGGCUGUCCUUGGUGCUGAAACACCCACCCGAUAACCACCAGAGCAGCGGAGCGGCUUGACGGGCAGUCGAGGUUGCAGCAGGCAGAGGGAGACGGUGGAAGGUAACGCAGGGAGGCAGCAUCAUGGCGGACAGAGACAGUGGCAGUGACCACGGAGGGCCCAUCGCAGGCCCCGGCUCGCUGCCCCCGGGCGCGAUGGGCGCCAUGUCUCGGCUGCAGCACGACACCGAGGAGCUCGCCUCCAAGCGUGUCGACAUCCAGAACAAGCGCUUCUACCUUGAUGUGAAGCAGAAUGUUAAAGGCCGCUUCCUAAAGAUAGCCGAGGUCGGCGCUGGGGGAAACAAGAGCCGCCUCACGCUCUCCAUGUCCGUGGCCGUGGAGUUCCGCGACUAUCUCGGGGACUUUAUCGAACAUUACGCCCAGCUGGGCCCGACGAACCCGGACAUGGUGCAGGAUGAGCCGCGGCGGGCGCUGAAGAGCGAAUUCCUGGUGCGGGAGAAUCGGAAAUAUUACAUGGAUCUGAAAGAGAACCAGAGGGGGCGGUUCCUGAGGAUCCGGCAGACCGUUAAUCGGGGCCCCGGAUUGGGAAGUGCGCAAGGCCAGACCAUCGCUCUGCCGGCGCAGGGUCUCAUCGAGUUCCGCGACGCUCUGGCCAAACUCAUCGACGACUACGGCGUGGACGAGGAGCCGGCGGAGCUCCCGGAGGGCACCUCGCUCACGGUCGACAACAAGCGCUUCUUCUUCGACGUGGGCUCCAACAAGUACGGCGUGUUCAUGCGGGUGAGCGAGGUGAAGCCCACGUACCGGAACUCCAUUACGGUGCCCUGCAAAGUGUGGUCCAAAUUCGGCAACACCUUCUGCAAAUACGCGGAGGAGAUGCGGAAGAUCCAGGAGCGGAGUAGAGAGAAGCGGGCCUCCGAACUGCUACCUGAGGGCCCGCACGGCGCGGACGACGGCGACGACGACUGACUGGGGAUCUUAAAGAGGAGCCGAGGUGAACCAAGCAAAGUCGAAAUCUGAACUGUGUGAGAGAAAGAGAAAGAGAGAGAGGGGGGGAACACACACACCAGACUUUUAACUGUAAAAUAGAUCGAGAUUUUCCAAGGGAAUCACCCCACACACACAACCUCCACAGACAUGGCAGCACCUCUGCUGCCUCCUCGCUCAUUUUACUGGAUGUCACCCCACUUACCACCCAUGUAACAGUAAAGCCGCUGCUAUCAAGGAUCGAACUGUAAGAUAUGAACUGUUUCCUACUAGACUUAAACGACAAUGAACAGAGUGUUUAUAGUCUAUCUCUACCAGGACAGAUUUUGCACACGUUAAAGCUAUUUCGAAAAGUAAAUGUUUUCAAUAUAUAUAUAUAUAUAUAUAUAUAUAUAUAUAUAUAUAUAUAUAUAUAUAUAUAUAUAUAUAUAUAUAUAUAUAUAUAUAUAUAUAUAUAUAUAUAUAUAUAUAUAUAUGCAUAGAUUUAAUCAAAGUUUAAAAAAGAAAAGAAAAAACCACAGAGGUCUAUUAUAUGAAUCGACAGUCUUCAUGUUGAAUUAAUAUUUGACAUCAGCACAAAGAGAAUAUAAUGUAUAAUGGAUUUUAUGAAACCAAAAUCAGAAACCAGAAGAUGUAAAGUUUACUUAUAUGAAGAAAAAACAAAAAACAAACAAAAAAGGUACGCAGAAUAAAUAUAUAUGAAAGCACUCUUAUUGAAUAAGAAGCACUACAGGCUUGUAAACACCUGUCAGCAUGUGUGUAGGCUCAUGCUUUGUAAAGAAGUUGGUGGGGUAGAUAAUGAUUUGACCGGACGCAUGGUCAGCUAAUGACAGUAUUUCUAUCAUGCAAUCCUGGAAAAGGUUUGAGACAGAAUUGAAAAGCCCACUUGGUGGGUCGGUGGGUUCUGGUUGGUGGGGUCCGGGGGCUCAAGCAAACGGGAUAAAGCUGAGCUUCUCUAUUGAAUAUCAACUCUCUUGCACCAUGUCCAUGUAAACCUAAAGGAGAAAAGUGCUAACUUAGAUGUACUAAUUAUGAUUUUGUGAAUCAGCUGUAAAAAAGAAAUCCUUAUUAAGAUACCCACGUUUUCAGUGGGUAACGUUUUUCUUUUUCUUCUUCUUCUUGUCUUAUUAGUUACUUUGUUGCUCUUUCCUCUGGAUGGGGUAGGGGAGGGGGGGAUGCAGAAAAAAAAACAAAAAACAGGUUAAAAGGUCCAGUUGUGGGAGCGCAAGACGCAGAAAACAAAACAACAAAAAAAAACACCCCAACAACAAACAAACAAAGAAAAAAAAAAAGAAAGUGAGACGCGUCAGCGCGCGGCGAGGCAACAGCAUCCUCUUUGACGUCACUACGACCCGUGCCUUAUACACUCCACUCGUUUACGUGUUCUCACAUGGAUGGUCCGUGACCUCGACCGUUGUAUGUUUUUAUUUACGAGUGUUGUUAACAGUAGGCAGAUAUAUGUAUAUAUAUAUAUAUAUAUAUAUAUAUAUAUAUAUAUAUAUAUAUAUAUAUAUAUAUAUAUAUAUCCUACUCACCGGCGGGGGAGGCUGCGGGUUGCUCGCCCCUGCGGUGCAUGGAGCACGGCAACACCAAAAGUCAGCUGAGAGGGACAUGAGGGAUGGACAGAUGCAGUGGUGGUGGGUCGGUGGUUGGCCGGAAAGAUGCUGGAGCCAAUGAAAUUUGAGGGGGUGCUCACUGUGUUAUGCCAACAGGGAGCUUAGGAACCCCCUUGCUACACGUCUAGUGGUGUGGCAUCUUGUAGACGUAGGAGAAAGACCCAAGAGAUGGCUUUGCUAACUAUAUGCAUCAUGAUGUUGGCAAAAAAAAAUUAAAUAAAGGAUGAAGAGCUGCCGGAUGAGAGCAGAUAGGAGCUGAGAGGUUUGCCCCAUGCAGAGAGUGUGAGUGCAGUCCAGAGGAUGCAGAGGCCUAUCAACGGAGGGCCCAGGCAGUAUCUAUCUUUUCAUGGUGCUACAGCCCUUGACGGGGUCCUCGGGACCUCUCGCCACUCAUAACAUGUCACUUUUGCAUAAUUUGUUUUAUUUUUGUUUUUUUUCUUCUGUCCUCCUUGUUCAUGUCUCCACGUAUACAUUGUCCAAAAACGUCUCGGGUUUCUCCUUCCCAGCAAGAGAAGAAGCCGCCUGGCUGAUGUAGGACGUUUCAUAUUAGUGUGCAAUAUCGUGUACGUGCCAAUGGUGGCAUUGUAUCAAGUGUACAGACUAUUAAAAGAGGAAGAAAAAAAAAAAGACGAAGAAGAAGAUGUACAGGCUGUGUGAUCGGUAGAUAUUCGAAAGCACGAAGAUAGAGGUCAAUGCUUCUGCGUUAUAUUUCCCAAAUGUGAAGACUGCUCAAACUGACGAAACGUCGUAGUGAGGUCUCGUUUUCCCUUCCUGUUCUGUAAAACCGGUGGGCUGCCUUGUCUGGGUUUUGUUUUUGGUGCGCAUACACUAGUUUCGUGUUUUUAUGUGUCCUCCACCAAUGAGAUCGCCCCCUCCUCACUCCUCUUCAAAUGCACACAAUGCAGACACACAACCGCCCCAAUCCGUGUCAAUGUUGGACCCCCCUCCCCUCCGCGUUGGUCUCCUCUGGACUUCAACCGCUUCUUGAAGGCAGAGGUCCAGUGGAGGCUGACAACACACGUCCAGCCUCCCCCUGCUGAGGCCCCCUGUUGCUCUCUGAGUGUUUGGGAGGUCUCUAAAGUAUGUUGAAUGGUGUCUCGAACUACACAAGGCCUCUUGUCACUAGGAGCCAGGAAAACUGUGUGUUGGGAGUGAGAGCUUGUUGGGAUCGGUCGAUUGCAGGACAGGUGAAGUACGAAUCAGCUUUGGCUUUUAUUUUAUUAUUGGAAGCACUUUUGCUAGCUGACCAGCUGAAGCAUGGAGGGAGGGUGUUUCCGGUCGUUUCUGCGGUGAGGGUCACAGCAUGUCCGUCGGACGUAGCUUUCAGAUUCUUCAACCCAGGUCCAGUCCGGUCUCUUUGUGCUGACUUAAUAACUUAAAAUUGAACUCUUCUAUCACAGUCGGGUUUAUGCAAAGCCAGUUGGCACACAGCGGCUGACUCAACGGGUUGGGUGGGGUGGGGGACACAGACAGGCCGCAAUAAAAAGCGUCGUCCUCGGCUGCAGGACGACGACAGGUCCGCUUCGAUUUUUGUUUUAAAAAGGUGGGGUUGUGUUUGAUUCAUCACCCUUCUGGCAUCCGAGAGAGAUACUCCUGAUAACGCCACCUGUUUCAUGUACAGACAUUUUGGCUCGUGGAGAGAGAGGGGAAGAGAGACAAUGAAAGGCCCGACGAAGCCUGGCACUGUCCUGCUUUGGGCUCACCAGCAGCCGCCUUACAGAUCCCAGCAGGACCGUUUUCUCUCGCUUGCAGAGAUCAUCUCAUCACCCCGGCUGGUGAAUGAUAAAAAAUAAUAAUAAAACGCCAGUAUUUAUUGAACAUGAGCCACCAAUGACUGUGUGCCCAACAAAGCACAUCUGAGUUCAUCCUGAGGGUCAAGACUCUCUGUUGUGUGGCAGCACUCAUCCUCCACAGUACUCUCUCCUUAGCUUGAUUAAAUUUAGUUCUCCACAAGGUUCAUGCGACACACGGCUAACCCACAACCCCCGCCCCCCCCCCAGCCAUUAAUGAGAGACCGAACCUGCUCAGACUUUAUGAAACUUGCACCUUUCUCUUUCUGAAAGACCCCGACACGUAUACCGUACAGGCCAGCACCGCGGGGGGGCAGUUGUGUUUUUGGCACAGAGCGGUUCUGUUGUGAAACUCGGCCCCUUUUUUUGGGUCGCGGCUCUGUGUCGGAUUACGCGGCAAAAAAGGAGGCGAAGGGGGACGCACAUGGGAUUGAUUUUUUAUUUUUUUUUCCUGAUCGAUUCUAGUUUCUUAUUUCACGGGAGAUCACACAGUCUCAAAGCGAACAACAACAAAAAAAACACAAACCCGGAGUGACCUUGCAGCCAUGUCUUUGCCCAGAUUAGACCUUUUUCUGGGAUGCAAAAUGGUAGUUUUCUGCGCUGCUGUUUUUGCGUGUCAGUGGUCAGGCUCUGCGCUGAAGUUCAGCGUGCGCCGAAGCUGUUAGCAUUGAUGAGGAUGAUGGUUGAUUAAUUAUAGUGCAGGCGGCCUCGCAGCAGCCCUCUGACGCGCCGUUUUCCGGCCUUUUCGUGUUUAUCUUUGUCAAAUGAGCUUUUUACUUUCUUGAAACAUGCGAGGCUCGUUGAGCAAAAAACAGGAAAAGUGAAGGACUAGCCUCCUGCUGGCUGUUGCUAAGAUUGCAACGUUGACUCCAGCUUGUUGUCUGCAUCCGAACAGAACACCUGGCAGAACGCUUGGCAACAAAAACUUAAGGUUUCCAACCUGGAAGAUUUUCCAGCUGCUAUUGUUGUGAUGUUUGAAAAACAAUCCUAGAGAAAGUACCAGAGUGAAUGUGUUUUGCUCCGUGGCACUCCCCCCCACCCACACCUGUUGCUGUGCACUGCCAGUUAGAUGGCUGGGGAAAAAACCCACCAGAACCAAUUCAGCUGGAGCAAAUUAAACCUCAUUUAAUGAGGCGCCACCAAGAAAUAUCAGUAAAAAAAAAAAAAAGCUCAAAUAUUCUGAGCAGUAAGCACUACUGUUAUUUCUUAUUCAGUCUUUCUGUAGGAAUCAAAAUACCAGAGGAAGAUAUGUACUCAAGUAAGAGUAGCGCUACUUUAAUGUGUUUUUACUCGAGUAAAAAGUAUCCAAUCAAAAAAUUACUCAGGUAAAAAAAAAAAAAAAACGUUAAAAAAGUGUACUAAAGUACAGAGUAACUGUUCAAAUGAUCAAUCAUUUGAUAUUUAAAAACUACAUCACCAGAUGGAGUGAAAUAUAAAGUAUAAAUUUCAUUUUACAAGACCAAACUGAAAAUAAUUCACAUCAAUAACAUAAUAGCAAAAAGAUAAAUAAAUAAAUAAAAUCAGGCAAAACAAACAUUUUCCCAAACAAAAUUCUUUCAAUUAAAAACGUAUGAAGUUUUUAAUUGCAGGUGUGUGUGUGUGUGUGUGUGUGUGUGUGUGCGUGUGUGUGUGCGUGUGCGUGUGCGUGUGCGUGUGUGUGUGUGUGUGUGUGUGUGUGUGUGUGAGAGUAUGGUGAGAUUUUGAGGGGGUAAAAGAUGUUUGUUUUUCAUUCAGCUGGUGGAGAAUCCAGACAUUUUACUCAAAUAAAAGUAACGGUACUUUGUAAUAAAGUUACCGGGGUAAAAAUAAAAAGUGCAGCGUAUUUAGAAUACUCCUAAAAAUUAAUUUUUCCCCGCCCAAAAAAAGUUACUCAAGUAAAUGCAACCGAGUAAAUGUAACUAGUUACCACCCAACGUUAAUAUUAAUAGAUAGCACCAAUACAUUCAUUACAAUUACUGUAGUCAAUGUAGCACUUUUGCAGGACUAGAGAUAUUGGCCGCAUUUUUCUUUAUUUAAUUUUUUUAAAUGAAACCAAUCAGAUCGUCUGACCAAACUAAAAUUCUUUGUUGUUUUGUUUUGUUUUUUGUUUGCUUGUGGAGUUCCCUGUGAACUUCACUUUUCCUGUGAACUGGUCUUGUUUUCCCAAAAAGACAAGUGAAUAAAAAUCACAGCCUCUCGUCAAAA
Gambusia affinis (western mosquitofish) is the source of this 6681-nucleotide messenger RNA. RefSeq names its product purine-rich element binding protein Ab (gene purab). NCBI's taxonomy places the organism in Eukaryota, Metazoa, Chordata, Actinopteri, Cyprinodontiformes, Poeciliidae. Gene Ontology annotation, biological process: regulation of transcription by RNA polymerase II. The coding region runs from base 228 to 1073 and encodes 281 amino acids. The transcript has 2 exons. The record is from RefSeq and is a predicted model, not a curated record. Gene Ontology annotation, molecular function: DNA-binding transcription factor activity, RNA polymerase II-specific; RNA polymerase II transcription regulatory region sequence-specific DNA binding; purine-rich negative regulatory element binding. Gene Ontology annotation, cellular component: nucleus.